Molecule: messenger RNA, 1462 nt
Organism: Drosophila kikkawai
Lineage: Eukaryota; Metazoa; Arthropoda; Insecta; Diptera; Drosophilidae
Product: transcription factor Ouib
Biological process (GO): regulation of transcription by RNA polymerase II
Cellular component (GO): nucleus
Molecular function (GO): DNA-binding transcription factor activity; RNA polymerase II cis-regulatory region sequence-specific DNA binding; zinc ion binding
Source: RefSeq, a predicted model, not a curated record
CCACCUCUAUUGCACUUGAUUUGUUUACAUCGAAUUUAUUUGAAAAUUCUUGAUUUCUAACUGCUGGCCAGGAUGAAUGCCGCCGCCCUGCCGGUGGUGCUGGUAAAGUGCCGGAUUUGCAUGGGCGAGUUCGAGGAGCAGACGAUGACACCUCUGUUUGAAGAGCCAUCUGAGGGCGGGGAUCGACUAGGCGACAGGGUGCAGCUUUGUUCCGGCAUCAGGAUUCAGGAGUCUGCCAAGAUGCCCAGCACCGCCUGCAGCAGCUGCUGCGAAUUCGUUGAUAUGUGGUUCAACUUUCGGCAGCUGUGCCUGAAUGCACAGGUUUUUUGGGCAACCAGUUUUCCGGAUGCAGAAAGACCAGCGUAUCUGGCCCAAGCCAGCGAUACCAAGUACAUGGAGUAUCUCUACGAGAAGCUGCAACUGAACUACGCAGACUCCAACUAUCAAGAGGACGAGGAGAUCCUCCAAGAGAUAGAGGAGGAGCAGCUGGAGGCCGCUUCCUGGCAGUCGCAGGAAGGCCUGGACAUAAGGGACCUUAUCUUGACUGAGCAGGUCGAGGACGGAGCUGAGAUCAAAGAGAGCCCUGACCAGGUUUUAAUCUCUCAACUGGAGGCCUAUGAACAUGAGGCUCAGUUGGAAGGAUAUGUGGAAGACAAGAGCCAGUCCGUUGACGAUAUUUCCCUGCUAAACGAAGACUACAACGAAGUAGACUUUGAUGAAGAAGAGCUUGAGGAAGACGAGUUCAUAUCGCUAACGCCCGAUCAGACCGCCAGUCCGUUAGGAAAACGAAAGCCGGGAAGGCCGCGCAAGCCAGAUAGCGAACUCAAGGGAAAGCGAAAGGAAAAGGGCGGCCGGGUAAAGCAAGUCAAAACAGACAGUCAAGAGGGCGAGCAGGCCACAACAUUUGUGUGCAGCCUCUGCGGUGAAGUCUGUGAAAAAAAGUCCCUAUUCAAGGUCCACAUGAUGGCCCACACGGAAUACAAGCCCAACCAGUGCGAAAUCUGUCAGAAGGCCUUCCGCCAAAGGGGCGAACUCCGUUCACACAUGCGUCGCCAUACGGGAGAGCGACCGUACAAGUGCGCCCAUUGCGAUCGUCAUUUUUACGAUCGCAGCGAAAGGAUUCGCCAUGAAAGAGUCCACACCAACACACGUCCCUAUGCCUGCCAGGUAUGCGGCAAGUCCUUUACGCACACUGCCAUACUCAAGAACCACAUGCUGGUCCACACGGGCGAGAAGAACUACAGCUGUGACACAUGCUCCAAGUCCUUCACCCUGAUGCACCAGCUAAAAGCCCACCUAACGACUCAAACCCAUCGCAGUCGAGUUGAGUUGAUGAAUUCUAUGGCCCAUUCCGAAGACUGUGUCGACAGUUAAGGUCCUAGCUUAAUGCCUAGUUUAAGUUAGCCAACUUCCAAGUAUUUCAGUCUAUAGUAUUUUUAGGGAAUACAAAAAAUGAAUUGUU